AUGGAGUUUCCAGCCUUUGGCGAUGCGUCAGAGACAGCUGAUGUGUUCAACUUCAUUGAGCAAGCCGAUAAUUAUCUGGAGAUCAGACCACUGACCAGCCCAGAGCUGCUAGGAACCCUCGGCACGGUUCUACGAGGACCUGCUCUGAGUUGGUGGAAGGCGAAGAAAGGAAGAAAAAUAUCUCAGGAGAUUAAUUUUGAAAUGAACUUGAGCCAAACUCUGACAUUGGACAUCAUUCCGCUUUGCUAUGAAUUUUUAAACAGUUCCUGCGCAAAAUUCUCUUACCCUUUUCUUUUAAAAGUGUUGCUUUAUGUGUUUUUUAGCAUUGUGGUGAUUUUAACAGUAUUUGGAAACUUUUUUGUCAUUUUGAGCAUUGUUCAUUUUAAACAGCUCCACAUGCCAACAAAUUAUCUUGUUCUGUCUCUGGCUGUAACAGACCUGUUGUUAGGAGGAUUUGUUAUGCCUCCAAAUGCAAUUCGAUCAGUAGAGACUUGCUGGUAUUUUGGGACAUUAUUCUAUCGAUAUUAUGCUGUGUGUAAACCAUUGUUAUAUCGGACAAUAAUUACACCUUUUAUCACACUGAUUAUGAUUUGCAUUUGUUGGAGUAUUUCAUUUACAGUUGGAUUUGGAGGAAUUUUUUUUGGUCUUAACAUCCUAGUUACUGAAAAUUUUCAUAAUGAAGGCUGUGAAGGUGGUUGUGUUUUACUCCAAAGUGCCGCCUCCAGCACAGCUUCCUCAUUGCUUGUCUUUUAUUUUCCAGGUAUCAUAAUGAUUAGCAUUUAUACAAAAAUAUUCUGUGUUGCAAAAAAACAAGUUAAAUCAAUUCAGGUCUCAAAAAAUAAAGCACAAUUGAUAAUAAGCAAAGAUGAGAAAAAGGCAACAAAAACUCUGGCAUUGGUUAUGGGAGUGUUUCUCUCACUUUGGACUCCAUUUUUUAUUUGCAAUAUUAUUGAUCCUUUUACUGGUUUCUUGAUUCCUCAUGUAUUGUUUGAAAUGAUGGGUUGGAUUGGAUAUUUAAAUUCAACCUGUAAUCCGAUUGUGUAUGCUUUUUUUUACAAGUGGUUUAGAAAAGCACUAAGAACUAUUUUAUCCGGCAAAAUAUUUCAUUCAGGUUCUUCAAGAAUUAAUCUUUUUUCAUACUGA
This is a messenger RNA of Clarias gariepinus (North African catfish), 1143 nucleotides long. RefSeq names its product trace amine-associated receptor 1-like. The transcript is spliced from 3 exons. Gene Ontology annotation, molecular function: trace-amine receptor activity. Gene Ontology annotation, biological process: G protein-coupled receptor signaling pathway. Gene Ontology annotation, cellular component: membrane. Lineage: Eukaryota; Metazoa; Chordata; Actinopteri; Siluriformes; Clariidae. The record is from RefSeq and is a predicted model, not a curated record. Bases 1 to 1143 code for a protein of 380 amino acids.